This is a messenger RNA of Neogale vison (American mink), 4608 nucleotides long. RefSeq lists its product as uncharacterized. The record is from RefSeq and is a predicted model, not a curated record. Gene Ontology annotation, biological process: DNA integration; proteolysis; virion assembly. Lineage: Eukaryota; Metazoa; Chordata; Mammalia; Carnivora; Mustelidae. Gene Ontology annotation, molecular function: nucleic acid binding; RNA-DNA hybrid ribonuclease activity; aspartic-type endopeptidase activity.
AGCAGGACAGCACCUGAAAGGUCCCCCUUUCCCUUGUCUGCUACAUCGUACAUAAAAAUGGGGCAAACCAUCGCCACCCCCUUGAGUCUCACAUUAGAUCACUGGAAAGACGUGCAAAUCCGAGCUAACAAUCUGUCCAUGGAGAUCAAAAGAAAAAAAUGGCAAACACUCUGCACCUCUGAAUGGCCCUCCUUUAAUGUUGGAUGGCCUAAAGAGGGGACCUUUAACAUCACUGUUCUCCUACAGGUCAAGGAGCAAAUCUUCAGUCGGGGACCUCAAGGCCAUCCGGACAAAGUCCCUUACAUAGUAGUUUGGGAAAAUCUCGUCGAGGACCCCCCUCCCUGGGUUUCUCCUUUCACUCAUCCAAAGCCCAAACCCCUUCCGGAUUCUAUCCCUUCCCCAACACCUUCCGCUCCCCCUGUUCCCCUUUGCCCUGCCGACCCUCCCAAGCCUCCUAUUUCUUCCAACCUAUACCCUGUAAUAGAUGAUUCCACCUCUUCCCGGCGUCUUAAGCCAAAGAGGGUCCUUCCUCCUGAUGAUUCCCCCUUAAUAGACCUCUUAACCGAGAACCCCCCUCCCUACCAGCUUCCCCCUCCACCGGCGCAAGCAUUAAAUUCCUCAGAAUCUGAGGAAGAAUCGAAUAACCUGCUGGAGGAACGCCACCCCUUACCAUCUGCAAUGGCAGGAAGACUUAGGGGUCGCAAGGAACCUGCAAAGGAGGGGUCUUCCAAGCUCCUUCCCCUACGCCAAGGAGGGGGCCCAGGCAACCAAUUCCAAUACUGGCCCUUCUCGGCCUCAGACUUAUAUAACUGGAAGUCCCAUAACCCUUCCUUCUCACAGGACCCUAUAGCUUUGACCGCUCUGAUCGAGUCCAUUCUAAUCACGCAUCAACCCACUUGGGAUGAUUGCCAGCAGCUCUUGCAGACUCUUCUCACUACAGAGGAGAGACAAAAAGUUCAUCUGGAAGCCAGAAAAAAUGUUCCGGGAGACAAUGGAAGACCUACCCAGCUCCCGAAUGUGAUUGAUGCCGCCUUUCCCUUGACCCGUCCUGACUGGGAUUUCAAUACGGCUGAAGGUAGGACCCACCUAAAUCUUUAUCGCCAGUUACUCAUAGCAGGCCUCCAUAAUGCAGGGCGCCGCCCUACCAAUUUGGCUCAGGUAAGACGGGUUACUCAGGGCUCCGGAGAAUCUCCAACCGCUUUCUUAGAGAGACUUAGAGAGGCUUAUCGUAGAUAUACCCCCUUCGGUCCUGAUAGCCAUGAACAAAGAGGAAAUGUGUCCAUGGCAUUCAUUUGGCAGUCAGCGCCAGACAUUAGACAUAAGUUACAGCGACUGGAGAAUUUACAAGAUUUCUCGUUACAAGAUUUGUUAAAGGAGGCAGAAAAAAUUUAUAAUAAAAGAGAAACUCAGGAAGAAAAGGAAGAAAGGUUAAGGAAAGAGGCUGAAGAAAAGGAAGAUAAGCGAGAGCGUAAGCGAAAUAAGGAGCUUAGCAAAAUCUUGGCCGCCAUAGUGCAAAGCAAUCAAGGAUCAGAAACAGGAGAGCUAGGCAAGGAAGGAGACAGAAGCAAGCCUCGGGUAGCUCGGGACCAAUGUGCCUAUUGCAAAGAGAGAGGACAUUGGGCCAAAAACUGCCCCAAAAGACCCCAUAACCCCAAGGAAAAUAACAGGCAGAAAACAAGAUUAAUGGCCCUAGAUGACGACUAGGGAUGUCAGGGCUAGGAACACCCCCCUGAGCCCAGGAUAACCCUAACAGUCGGGGGGCAACCAAUCACCUUUUUGGUAGAUACAGGGGCACAACAUUCUGUCUUAACCAAAACCCCAGGACCAUUAAGUAACCGGACGGCAUGGGUUCAAGGGGCCACCGGAGGAAAACAAUACCGUUGGACCACGGAAAGAAAAGUCCAUUUGGCUUCAGGUAAAGUUUCUCAUUCAUUCCUUCACGUACCUGACUGUCCCUAUCCACUCCUGGGGAGAGAUCUAUUGACUAAGCUAAAGGCCCAGAUUCAUUUCGGAUCAGAUGGAUCCACAGUGACCGGCCCCAACGGGACUCCAUUGCACAUACUCACUCUACAGUUAGAAGAGGAAUAUGGACUGCACGAAAAGCCCCCCCCCCCACCUCAGAGGGACAUAAAACCCUGGCUCACAUCUUAUCCAAAUGCCUGGGCAGAAACGGGAGGAAUAGGACUAGCUGCCCAGCAGCCCCCCAUUCACAUACAGUUGAAGGCAACAGCCAUCCCUGUUAGUGUUAGACAAUAUCCUAUGUCUAACGAGGCCCACCAAGGCAUCAGACCACACAUAUGGUGGCUACUAGACCAAGGCAUUUUAGCCCCAUGUCGGUCUCCCUGGAAUACUCCUCUACUACCUGUCAAGAAACCUGGUACAGAUGACUACCGGCCGGUCCAGGACCUAAGAGAGGCCAAUAAACGAGUAGAAGACAUCCACCCUACCGUGUCCAAUCCUUACAACCUACUUAGCACCUUGCCUCCGAACCACUCCUGGUAUACUGUCCUAGAUCUAAAGGACGCUUUCUUCUGUUUAAGACUAAGUCCCCAGAGUCAACCCCUUUUUGCAUUCGAGUGGAAGGACCCAGAAUUGGGAAUUUCAGUUCAGCUAACCUGGACAAGGCUACCAUAAGGAUUUAAGAACAGCCCCACGUUAUUCGAUGAGGCCCUCCACCAGGACCUAGCCAAUUUCCGGGUAAGUCACCCCUCCCUGAUCUUACUCCAAUAUGUCGAUGACAUCUUACUGGCAGCAACAAAUGAGGAGGACUGUCAAACAGGUACUGGGGACCUCCUACGAACCCUUGGCCAGUUGGGAUAUAGGGCAUCCGCAAAGAAGGCUCAGAUUUGUCAGACUAAGGUCACCUACCUGGGCUAUGAAUUGCAUAACGGCCAGCGAUGGCUAACGGCCGCAAGGAAAGAGACUAUAUCCAGCAUUCCAACGCCCCAAACCCACAGGCAAUUGCGGGAAUUCCUAGGGACAGCGGGCUUUUGUAGGCUAUGGAUCCCUGGGUUUGCAGAAAUAGCGGCCCCCCUAUACCCCUUGACCAAACAGGAUACCCCUUUCGUCUGGACUGAACAACAACAGCAGGCAUUUGAUCAUAUUAAACAAGCUCUCCUCAAGUCCCCAGCGUUAGGCCUGCCGGACAUAACUAAACCCUUUGACUUGUUUGUCAAUGAAAAACAAGGGUUUGCUAAGGGGGUCCUAACUCAAAGACUAGGGCCUUGGAGACGCCCUAUCGCCUACCUCUCUAAGAAGUUAGACCCCGUAGCAGCAGGAUGGCCACCCUGCCUAAAAAUGAUAGCAGCCAUAGCAGUCCUAGUCAAGGAUGCAACCAAACUAACUUUGGGACAGCCUGUAACAAUCCUGGCUCCACACACAGUGGAAUCUUUAAUUCGCCAACCACCAGACCGCUGGCUGUCUAAUGCUCGCCUUACUCACUAUCAGUCCCUCCUCCUGGACACAGACAGAAUCUAGUUCAGACCUGUGGUGACUCUCAACCCCGCAACUCUCCUACCCACCUCUGGAGAGGCACCCUUGCAUGACUGUCACCAGAUCCUUGCAGAAACGCAUGGAACACGACCUGACCUAACCGACCAACCCAUGAAGGAUGCGGACCUAACCUGGUACACAGAUGGCAGUAGCUACCUGCAGGAUGGAGAACGACGGGCAGGAGCCGCCAUCACGACCGACUCUCAAAUUGUGUGGGCAAGUGCGUUACCAGGAGGCACUUCAGCCCAACGGGCCGAGCUAAUCGCCUUAACCCAGGCCCUCCAACUGGCAGAAGGUAAGAAACUCAAUGUUUACACAGAUAGCAGAUACGCCUUUGCCACCGCCCAUAUUCAUGGGGAAAUUUAUCGGAGAAGGGGACUACUAACCUCCGAUGGGAAAGAAGUUAAAAAUAAGACUGAAAUAUUGGCCCCACUAAAGGCCUUAUUUCUCCCCAAGAAGUUGAGCAUAAUGCAUUGCCCAGGCCAUCAAAAAGGAAGUAGCCCAGAGGCCAAAGGAAAUCGCUUGGCCGAUGAAACAGCCCGACGGGCAGCUUUAGGGCCUCAACUAUUGACUGUCACCAUCCUCACUGGAACAGAGGGAACCAAUGAAGCCCCCGUUUGGAAUUAUGAAGAAACCGAUUUAGACCUCAUGCAGAGGUUGGGGGCCAAUUACAACCCGACCCUGAACCAAUGGGAAUAUCAAGGACAAGCCAUAAUGCCCAUUAAAAUGGCAAAGGAACUAAUAAAUCACCUCCAUCGGCUAACUCAUCUAAGUGCAAACAAAAUGAAAUCCUUAAUGGAUAGGGCCAAUUUAGAAAACUAUUUCCCCAAACGAAACUUCCUUCUUCCACAAGCGGCCGCAAAUUGCAGAGUGUGUGCCCAAGUCAAUCCUGGAAAAACUAAUAUCGGACCAGGAGUCCGAGUACGUGGUCGCCGCCCUGGCACACAUUGGUAAAUUGACUUUAUCGAGAUUAAGCCUGGCAUGUAUGGAUAUAAAUAUCUCUUAGUUUUUCUAGACACUUUUUCAGGUUGGGCAGAGGCCUUCCCCACCAAGGAGACUGCCAACAUAGUUGCUAAGAUUACUGGAGGAGAUUUUCCCAAGGUAUGGAAUGCCUGA